GCUGGCUGUGGACUGCUCGAUAACCACUUCCGCUUUUUUUCCACGCAGGUCAACAUUUGCGUUUACCUAGAAAGACAGUAAAGACAUUGUAGAAAGGUUUUUGUUGGUUAAAACUCACGUUUAGGAGAUCGACAGGUUGAGAUAUUUAUGGAGCAUAAUAAUGGAGAUACUUCUAGCUGGUCGAUGCAGCGACGAAUGGAAGGUUUGGUCAACAAACACAUGGCAGACAUAGCACUAGAAACGCUCCAACAGAGACUAUCAGCUGUGUCCGACGAAAUGAACCAUCUUGCGGAACAUGUCUCGAGACGCUCGGAGGAUGUUCCCAAGUAUGAUAUUCCAAGACGCACAGAUGUAAACUUUGACGUUGAGUCACUGAGUGCAACAUUUAGCACGGGUGGUGUUGGGGAAAAGUUGGCGAUCCCCGGCACCUCAUCAUCAGCAGAGACGGCUGCCCAGCGUAAAAUCAUCUCCCUGCUGGUGGAGAUUAAGGAGGAGCAGCAGAGACAGUGGGGCGUUUUGAGGCAGAUGCAGGCCAGGGUUCAGGGCCAGAGCUUUCCGGUGGUAGAGGAAGAGGUGGAGGCUCUAGACAUUGACAUCCCACUGAGGACCAUGGAGCAGCUAGAUGACACAGAGAGGCACCUGGAGGAUGCAGGAGCACAGAAGAGAAUGGUGUCUCACCUGUCACGAAUGGGUGGGGCCACGUUUGAUGAUGCGGUGCGAAGGCUCAUGCAGGCAGUGCUAUCUUUUGCUGUGGGCUCUGAGCUCAACUGGGUGGGCCGAGGCCAGAAAAGGAGCUUCAGAAACACCCGCCUCCAAGGGGUUCUCUUCUGUGCUCUGAAAAGAACCCCAGUGGGCAAAGAGGCCACACAUCACCAGUUUGCAGACGUGGUGAAGAAGUGGCUGCGGUUCGCCCCAUUCAGACAGGGAGGGAGUGGUCGACGGCAUUAUAAACCACCUGUUGACUUCCUGUGUCCAAAGGAAUGUGUAGAUCUGCCUACACAUCAGCCUACACAUCCACAGUAACUCACAAUCAGCUUAUUACAUAUAUUAUAUUGUUUAACAUUUUAGUAUUUUUUUCCUAAGUUUGUUACAUUGCAAAAAAUAAAUGCUAUUUGAAUGUGAAUACAUGUGGUUUGGCCCAUGUUACUUCAUACAGGGCCAAACCUGUGAUCUGCUCAAGUAACUUGGACCCCUGCAUAAAUCAUGCAACGAUGUAAAUCACGUGCCAAACUCAUUCCACGGAGGGUAGAGUGUCUGCGUGUUUUCACUCCUCCCUUGUACUUGAUUGAUGAAUUAAGGUCACUAAUUAGUAAAUAACUUCAGUCACCUGGUUUUCUAGGUAUUAAUUGAAAAUAAAUCAUAAAAACCU
Molecule: messenger RNA, 1369 nt
Organism: Oncorhynchus mykiss (rainbow trout)
Lineage: Eukaryota; Metazoa; Chordata; Actinopteri; Salmoniformes; Salmonidae
Source: RefSeq, a predicted model, not a curated record